Messenger RNA from Sodiomyces alkalinus F11, 2398 nucleotides. RefSeq lists its product as hypothetical. The coding region runs from base 295 to 2274 and encodes 659 amino acids. The record is from RefSeq and is a predicted model, not a curated record. NCBI's taxonomy places the organism in Eukaryota, Fungi, Ascomycota, Sordariomycetes, Glomerellales, Plectosphaerellaceae. The transcript has 3 exons.
CUUCCCUUCUGUUCUCAACACCGAACAACCAUCCUGUCUACCCGUCCUGUCUACCCGUCCAGCGAUCCAAGUUGUUCGGCUGUUCACACGACUUCACGAUCUCCAUGCUCGCCUUCGGAUCACCCGACCGACGACCCAUUCCCUCCGGAGAUGUGAAACAAACUGGACGCGACGUCGAAUGAUUUAGCAUUCGCGACAUCGAUCACUUAGCUCUACUCAACCUCUUCCAUGCUUCAUAGCGCCCAGCGCCGAUUCGCCGACACAGCAACAAAUAGCGCCUAGUAUAUAACGAGAAUGCAGAGCCGGUGGACACACUUUCGGAACCUAUUCUUUCUCAACGAUGAAGAGAUGGGGAAGAAAGACGACGACCACCAAGCUGCCCGACCCACGGCCUUGCUGCGCAACCCCCAGUGGCAGCCUACCGCCAAGGUGCCAACGCGUCGCGUCCUCCGCCGCUGGACGACUCUGAUUCUCGUCGCCGCCGCCGUCUGGUUCUUCCUCAGCUAUCUGACCUUCGACUUGGGCUUCGGCACCGGCCGGGAUCCGUCUGCACGUUACUACGGCCAGAAGGGCUUGGGCAUGGGCAUGGCGCCAGAGCGCGACUACAACGGAGCCCUCAGGUUCCCCGAGCUCGCGGAGUCUCUGAACGCCAUCCCCACUCAGAGGGGAACCUCGCACAGCAGGAACGUGCUGUUUUUCGCCGCCAGCCUCAAGAGCGCGUCCACCUUGCUGCCGUUUGCCUGCGCCAUGGGCACGGAGCGCAAAAACUACGUCCACUUUGCGCUCAUGAGCAGGGACGCGAUCCGCUUGGAGGAUCUGCAGCGGAUCAACGGAAUCGACGGCUCGUGCCAGGUCAUGUUUCACGACGCGAGGCCGAAUUACGCCGACGUCUCGGCCGACCCGCGGAUGCAACGUGCGACCGCCAGGGCUCUCUUCCAUAUCAACACAUUCAUGCACCCGCAGGCCGUCAUCGUGGACGGCACCGACCGGGAGGAACGCUGGUUUCGCGACGCGACGAGGCUGCAGUCCGAGUCCAUGAGUCUGCCCCUGAUCGAAUUGCCCAGGGACGCGGCUGAGAGCUUGACCUGGUUGACUAAAUUGGAUAGUUACUCUCUUGCCGCCUGGGACAAGAUCAAAAUCGACAUUCUAAUUCAAGCGCCGCCGAAAGGUUCAGGUUCGUUGUUGAGGCUACUCCAAUCUCUCAACGCCGCCGACUUCCCUCCUUCGACCAUCCCCCAUCUGACCAUCCAGCUACCGUUCGAAGUGGAGGCGGAAACGCAAGUGUUUUUGCAGAAAUUCCGCUGGCCGCCACCCCGUCUGGUAGAAGGCCGGAGCGGUGUGCAGAUGCUGUCUCUGCGACACCGCAUCGCACGCCACCGAAUGACCGAGGAGGAGAGUGCCGUCAGGUUCCUCGAGUCGUUUUGGCCGCAGUCUCCUAGAUUCUCCCACAUUCUAGUCCUCUCGCCUCAAGCGGAGCUGACUCCUCAAUUCUUCCCUUAUCUCAAGUUCGCGUUGCUCGAGUACCGAUAUUCCCAGACCGCCUUGCUAGAGGACUGGGAUGAGAGGCUGCUGGGCAUUAGCAUGACUGUUCCUCGUACGUACAUCAACGGCUCCGAGGACUUCCUCGCCCCACCCGAACCAACCGAUCCCGAGCACAAAAAGGGGCUUGGGACUUCUUUCUUGUGGCAGGCUCCCCACAGCGACGCCAUUCUCUUCAUGGGCGAUAAGUGGAUCGAACUCCACGGACUCGUAUCGAGAGUCCUGGAGCAGCAGCGCGACACAGAAUCGCCCGCCCUUCUAUCGGACAAGUCGGUUAGCAAACACUACCCCGCCUGGCUGGAGCAAGCGCUCCGUCUUUCCCGAGCACGGGGUUAUUUCACACUGUAUCCGAGCCCCAUCACGGCGAGCACUGCUGCGACGGUACAUAGAGAUCUGUUCCAGCCUCCUGAGGAGUAUGUCAAGGAUCUCGAGCAGGAACGAAAAGACCGUGUAGUGACCCAGGCGGAUCACCAUGUGCUGGCCGGCCCCCUCGUGAACGUCCUCGACACCCUGCCCAGCCGCGGCAACUUGCCACCGCUCUCGAGCAUCCCGCUGCUGCAUUGGGACGGCACGGCCACAGGUCUCGGCGAUUUGGAUGAUGCGGCUAGGCAGUACACUGCUAAAUGGCGUCGCGAAGUCGGCGGAUGCAGUGAAGAAGAGGCCGACAGGGCAUCGGUUCAUCUGACGGCGAAGGAUCUCUUCUGUGAGAAGAACGAUGAGGCGAAUGUGCUAUAAAUGCUUUAUGUUUCAUGAAUGGACAGAUUGCGCUGCCGUCUGUGCUUUGUAUGCUAGAUAGGUAGGGUAAUGGUACUUAGUCAUGGGGUGCUUCCAUGUGCGCCGAUCUUGGCGAUGAUUAGGA